CUCCUGAUCCUGCCGAGCUCCACCUCUCAAUCAAUACCACUAGCAGCACUGCACACAAUGUCUGUGUAUCCACCUUUUGUCCUCGAUAAGUCAAGAUUUGACCAGAGUACUUUCAAUGGAAGAUUGAGACAUUUCAUUGAUAUUGUGGACCCAAGGACUUUAUUUACAUCCAAUCAAAGGCUAGAAGCAUCCGUUAAACUGCUGGAAGACUUUAAAGAGGGGAAGAUAGGCCCUAAUGUGACGAACAAAGAGUUAUGGGAAGCUCAGAAGAUCAAACAGGCUAUAAUUCAUCCUGAUACUGGGAAAAAGGUACCCCUACCAUUUCGGAUGUCAGGUUAUGUGCCAUUUGGAUCAGUCACGGUUGUGGGGCUUCUGUUACCAAAUCCAUCGUUUAGCCAGAUGAUAUUUUGGCAAUGGUUGAAUCAGAGUCAUAAUGCCGGUGUGAAUUACGCUAAUAGAAAUGCAACAAAACCAACUCCUACCAGCAAGUUCAUAUUGGGUUAUGUUGGAGCUGUCACUUCAGCAGUUUCUAUUGCUGUAGGACUCAGCAAGCUUAUCAAAAAGGCUCAAAACCUAAAGCCGGUCACCAAAAUAUUAAUUCAGCGUUUUGUCCCUUUUCCUGCUGUAGCAUCUGCUAACGUCUGCAACGUUAUUCUGAUGCGUAACAAUGAGCUGUCUGAGGGCAUUGAAGUUGUUGAUAAGGAUGGUAAUAGUGUUGGGACAUCUGUUGUAGCAGCAAAGCAAGCUGUCUUUGAGACUGCCUUAACAAGAAUAUUCCUACCAGCUCCAAUCUUAGUGCUUCCUCCAAUCAUCAUGUCAUUCAUUGAAAAGACUUCUUUCUGGUCUAACUAUCCACGUAUGAGGAUGCCUUUGAGUGCUUCCAUAGCUACACUUUGUUUUGCUGUUACAUUACCAGUUGCUAUUGCUCUCUUCCCUCAAUACACUAAAAUACCAGUGACUAAAUUAGAAAAAGAGUUACAAGAAGCUACAACAGAUUCUCACCUUUAUUACAACAAAGGGUUGUAGGUUUUUCAAUUGAUUUUAUUGCUGAUUAAUUUUUGUAACAUUGCAAUAAACUAAAUUAUUAUUUGUAAUAAUUUAGUUUGCUAUAUUUUAAUAGCAAAAAGAUUUUGUUAGUUUUAUAAUGCUUUAAAAAUUUUA
Molecule: messenger RNA, 1161 nt
Organism: Amphimedon queenslandica
Lineage: Eukaryota; Metazoa; Porifera; Demospongiae; Haplosclerida; Niphatidae
Product: sideroflexin-5-like
Exons: 14
Coding region: 58-1026 (322 amino acids)
Biological process (GO): monoatomic ion transport; mitochondrial transmembrane transport
Cellular component (GO): mitochondrial inner membrane
Molecular function (GO): monoatomic ion transmembrane transporter activity
Source: RefSeq, a predicted model, not a curated record